Molecule: messenger RNA, 2169 nt
Organism: Fukomys damarensis (Damara mole-rat)
Lineage: Eukaryota; Metazoa; Chordata; Mammalia; Rodentia; Bathyergidae
Gene: Smndc1
Product: survival motor neuron domain containing 1
Exons: 6
Coding region: 30-974 (314 amino acids)
Biological process (GO): regulation of alternative mRNA splicing, via spliceosome; mRNA processing
Cellular component (GO): precatalytic spliceosome; nucleus; cytoplasm
Molecular function (GO): RNA binding
Source: RefSeq, a predicted model, not a curated record
GAAUCACGUGACCCGGGGCGCAUCUCGCGAUGGUUCGUGUCUCGCGACACUUUGUUUGCCUUGUCUUUUCCUCCUUCCGUCGCCCGGCUUUCCUCCCCUCCCCCUCACCGCCGGCGGAGUUCUACCUCUUCGGACGGAAUCAUCUCGUCGCGGAGAUUUUUCUUUCCCCCUACGGUUGCUGCUUCUGCCACCACCGCCACCACUGGGCUUAUUUGCCCCGACCCCUCCCCGCCGCCCCACCCCUGGUCCCACCCAAGAUGUCAGAGGAUCUAGCAAAGCAGCUGGCGAGCUACAAAGCUCAACUCCAGCAAGUAGAAGCUGCAUUAUCUGGAAAUGGAGAAAAUGAAGAUUUGCUAAAAUUGAAGAAAGAUUUACAAGAAGUUAUAGAACUAACCAAAGACCUUCUGUCAACUCAGCCUUCAGAAACUCUUACAAGUUCAGACAGUUUUGCUUCUACUCAGCCCACUCAUUCAUGGAAAGUAGGAGACAAGUGUAUGGCAGUCUGGAGUGAAGAUGGACAGUGUUAUGAAGCGGAGAUUGAGGAGAUAGACGAAGAAAAUGGCACCGCUGCAAUCACCUUUGCUGGUUAUGGCAAUGCUGAAGUGACUCCAUUGCUGAACCUGAAGCCUGUAGAAGAAGGGAGGAAGGCCAAGGAGGACAGUGGCAGCAAACCGAUGUCAAAAAAAGAAAUGAUUGCCCAACAGCGUGAAUAUAAAAAGAAGAAAGCUUUGAAAAAAGCACAAAGAAUAAAAGAACUUGAGCAGGAAAGAGAAGACCAGAAGGUGAAAUGGCAGCAGUUCAACAACAGAGCCUAUUCUAAAAACAAAAAAGGCCAGGUAAAAAGGAGUAUUUUUGCUUCACCUGAGAGUGUAACUGGCAAAGUUGGAGUAGGAACUUGUGGAAUUGCUGAUAAACCUAUGACACAAUAUCAAGAUACUUCUAAAUACAACGUCAGGCAUUUGAUGCCUCAAUAAUCAGAAAAACUGUUGGAUUUCAUCUCUGCAGGGCUUUACAUUUACCUUUUUAUCCUUAUAUUUUUCUAAAGGUAAAUUAUUUGUUAGGUGAGUAAGGAAGAUAUCAUUGUUGUCAUUGUUUGACUUCAAUAGAAUGAAACUUGAAGAAAUUGCAUUUGAUAAACUUAUUCAUUUAACUUUUCAUUACUACUACCAUAGUUCCCUCAGAGUUUAUUGAGUAAGGCAACUUUUCUAGAUAGAAGCUGCUUCGUUCAGCACGUAGAUGACUUGUUGGUAUACGGAUACCAAGCCCCACGUACAGUCAUAACCUGGACUCUGACACAGUAACCCAGUGGAACAGGAAGGCAAAACACCAGCCUGCUGAGACCUUUUUUUUUUCUCUUCCAACUUUAAAACCUACCUAUUGUGAAGCCUAACGGUAGGUUACUUUAUACCGGCACAGUUUGUUUUGAGGUUUUUCCUUCAGUAACUUUCUUCCUAAGCCAAUUUGGUCAUCUCUAAAAUUGAUCCAGCUUUUAUUUUUAUUCAUUUAGUUUUAUGUAGAAAAACAUGUCUAGGAUGAGCUACCUUUUUAUUAAGGUGUUUCUGUUCGGUGUUUUGUGGAUUUGGUUUUGUUUGCUUUUUCCUUUAAUUUUUUCACUUACGGUAGUGGUACUGUUUUUUUGGACGUGUAAUGUUUAUACGGGAAAACAAAAAGUGAUGUAUAGCCCUGUAUACAGUGUAGAUACUAUUUUUGUAAAAAACCAAGGCUAAAUUAAUGAACAAGAGUACUGAAUGUUUCAUCAUUAAAAUUUUCUUAUAUUUGUGCAUUAAUCUGACCAUAAUUUCCCUGUAUAUUAUGUUCAUGUAGCUGAGUUUGUAAUUUUAAUUAACUAGAUCAAGUUGCCAGCAUUUGUUGGUGUGAGCAUCAGUUAUCUGAAGUUGAGUUUAAACCAAAUACAUGCAUAGAAAAGGGUCUUCCUAUUAAUGGAAGAUGAUUUUUAGGAUGUGUGUGUUAAUUUCAGUUUUGUAUGUUUAACUUUUAUUAAAUAAAGCAUUUUUAAAAUCUCCAGGGUGUGUUACAAAAGGGUGAAGUCUAGCUUUGAACUUGAACACAAAAUUGCAGGGGAAGAGGGUAUUGUAUGCUAAAGGUUUCAGUAAAUCCUUAAGUAUUCCUUCCAUUAAAUAUAAAAAAUCCGAUCUCAGACCAACUAGU